Molecule: messenger RNA, 1873 nt
Organism: Acipenser ruthenus (sterlet)
Lineage: Eukaryota; Metazoa; Chordata; Actinopteri; Acipenseriformes; Acipenseridae
Product: nucleolar protein 16-like
Exons: 5
Coding region: 124-660 (178 amino acids)
Biological process (GO): ribosomal large subunit biogenesis
Cellular component (GO): nucleolus
Source: RefSeq, a predicted model, not a curated record
GCAGGUCAGACACACAUGCACAGAUGAUUGGGCGACAACACGUGUGAGACGGGAGAGAGUAAAGCAGCACCGUCCCCUGAAAUCUGUUUACAUUACAAUAAUAACACUGAUACUACCAGCAGCAUGCCGAAAGCAAAAGGAGCAAACAAGAGGAAGAAGUUCAAUUACAGCACAAACAGGAGGAAGUUAAAAACAAAAGCGAUAAAAGCCGCGGCGCCGAGGAUUGAGUGUGCCCAGCUCAGGAAUGCGUGGAAUGAGAAGAAGUCCGUGUCUCAGAACCUGGCAGAAAUGGGCCUGGCGUUUGACCCGAACAAGGCGCUCCCCGUCCUCAGGAAAAAGGUGGCACCAAUGGAGAUCGAUCCCUCGGAGGCGAGUGGAGCGCUGGUGAAGAAACCUUACGUUGUGAAUGCCCUGGUCGCGGAGGCCAGUCUCCCAGAGAAGGACACACACUCGAUCUCCAGAGACAUGAUUGAGUACGUGCAGUACAUGAUCAAGCAUCACAGAGACAAUUACAAGGAAAUGGCAAAGGACGAGAAGAAUUACUACCAGGACACACCCAAACAGAUCCGGAGGAAAGUGGAGCUGUACAAACGCUACCACCCCCAGGAGUGCGAGGCAUUCAUGCAGUCUCUGAACAAAAAGAAAAUGGACCAGUCCUAGUCUGCGCAGCCCAGGGCUCUGGUGCUGUCCCAGUCUGCGCUGCCCAGGGCUCUGGUGCUGCGCCAGUCUGCGCUGCCCAGGGCUCUGGUGCUGUCCCAGUCUGCGCUGCCCAGGGCUCUGGUGCUGUCCCAGUCUGCGCUGCCCAGGGCUCUGGUGCUGUCCCAGUCUGCGCUGCCCAGGGCUCUGGUGCUGUCCUAGUCUGCGCUGCCCAGGGCUCUGGUGCUGUGCCAGUCUGCGCUGCCCAGGGCUCUGGUGCUUUGCCAGUCUGCGCUGCCCAGGGCUCUGGUGCUGUGCCAGUCUGCGCUGCCCAGGGCUCUGGUGCUGUGCCAGUCUGCGCUGCCCAGGGCUCUGGUGCUGUCCCAGUCUGCGCUGCCCAGGGCUCUGGUGCUGUCCUAGUCUGCGCUGCCCAGGGCUCUGGUGCUGUCCCAGUCUGCGCUGCCCAGGGCUCUGGUGCUGUCCCAGUCUGCGCUGCCCAGGGCUCUGGUGCUGUCCCAGUCUGCGCUGCCCAGGGCUCUGGUGCUGUGCCAGUCUGCGCUGCCCAGGGCUCUGGUGCUGUCCCAGUCUGCGCUGCCCAGGGCUCUGGUGCUGUCCUAGUCUGCGCUGCCCAGGGCUCUGGUGCUGUGCCAGUCUGCGCUGCCCAGGGCUCUGGUGCUGUCCCAGUCUGCGCUGCCCAGGGCUCUGGUGCUGUCCUAGUCUGCGCUGCCCAGGGCUCUGGUGCUGUCCUAGUCUGCGCUGCCCAGGGCUCUGGUGCUGUGCCAGUCUGUGCUGCCCAGGGCUCUGGUGCUGUGCCAGUCUGCGCUGCCCAGGGCUCUGGUGCUGUCCCAGUCUGCGCUGCCCAGGGCUCUGGUGCUGUCCCAGUCUGCGCUGCCCAGGGCUCUGGUGCUGUGCCAGUCUGCGCUGCCCAGGGCUCUGGUGCUGUGCCAGUCUGCGCUGCCCAGGGCUCUGGUGCUGUCCUAGUCUGCGCUGCCCAGGGCUCUGGUGCUGUCCUAGUCUGCGCUGCCCAGGGCUCUGGUGCUGUGCCAGUCUGCGCUGCCCAGGGCUCUGGUGCUGUCCUAGUCUGCGCUGCCCAGGGCUCUGGUGCUGCAGGGAUUUCUCUUCCUGACUGAAAGACUAGCUGGGCUAUUCACCCUGCAAUGUUUGAUACCUGUUGUAGACAAAGGUGUCGAAUCAAUGUACUUUCCUUAGCUCCAAUAAACUGUGUCAUUUAAGGGCA